This is a messenger RNA of Pseudomyrmex gracilis, 823 nucleotides long. It is a transcript of the gene EMC4, whose product is annotated as ER membrane protein complex subunit 4. The coding region runs from base 164 to 694 and encodes 176 amino acids. Lineage: Eukaryota; Metazoa; Arthropoda; Insecta; Hymenoptera; Formicidae. The transcript has 3 exons. Gene Ontology annotation, biological process: protein folding in endoplasmic reticulum. The record is from RefSeq and is a predicted model, not a curated record. Gene Ontology annotation, cellular component: EMC complex.
GGGUUUCGGUGGAAACUAGACCAGUGAUCACAAACUGGCGUAUCUCUCUUCCAUGCCCAACAAGUUAAUAUAACAGGAUAGAAUAAGUAUAAUUUGUAUUAUAUGUAGAAUCUAUUGUUGUUAAUAUAAAUACGAAUUUACAAGUGCAAAUUAUAUUGAUAAAAUGACAGCGAAUUCCAAACAGAAUUUGAAACGAUCGAAAUGGGCACUGGACUUUGCUCAUAAAACAAAACAAGAUAAAAAUGUGGAGAUUCCUUCUCCACCAGGCUACACACCUACAGGUUCCUUUCUUCACAGUGUAGAAUAUAUGAGAGAAUCAGAUUCUAAUCAUCUGAUAAUAAAAAAGUCAUGGGAUCUGGCAUUAGGACCUCUUAAACAAGUUCCCAUGAACUUAUUUAUCAUGUACAUGGCUGGUAGUUCUAUAUCUAUCUUUCCAAUAAUAAUGGUCAGUAUGCUCAUCGUUAGGCCAGUCAAAGCAUUAUUCACGCUUCAGCAAACAUUCAAAGUGAUAGAAGGAACACAUGCUUUUGGACAAAAAUUUGUGUAUUUCUUAGGUCAGUUAGUGAAUAUUGCGCUAGCUUUGUUUAAAUGUCAGUCAAUGGGUUUGUUACCAACAUAUGCAUCUGAUUGGUUGGCUUUUGUUGAGCCUCAGACACGAGUGGAAUAUUCUGGUGGAGGUUUUAUGUACAUUUGAUGUUAAAAAAUCAUUUGUUGAUAUUGUAAAUCUAAUAAGUUGUAUUGUGCAUAUAAACUAUACUAUAAAUUAUUUAUAAAUUGUCACAUUUAAAUAGUGUUUAUUAAAAUAAAAAUAUGGAAAAAUGGU